Penicillium odoratum is the source of this 594-nucleotide messenger RNA. RefSeq names its product GNAT family N-acetyltransferase. The transcript has a single exon. NCBI's taxonomy places the organism in Eukaryota, Fungi, Ascomycota, Eurotiomycetes, Eurotiales, Aspergillaceae. Bases 1 to 594 code for a protein of 197 amino acids. The record is from RefSeq and is a predicted model, not a curated record. Gene Ontology annotation, molecular function: acyltransferase activity, transferring groups other than amino-acyl groups.
AUGUAUCCCUCUCCACUAGAACCCUAUCGCUCUGCGCGUCUCAUCUACCGCGCACCAGAAGAAAAUGCAACAGACGAUGCAUUCUUCCAUGCACUCUACUCCGACCCCUCAAUCGGGUUCAUGGCCUCACCCGCCCUGUUACAUCCACUCAGUACCAAGGUGAAGAAGGAGAUGCGAGCGGAUGCCGAAACUAAAAUGUUCAUGGGAGUCAUGAUCUGCAUCAUCCCAGAUGACCCCGCUCAGGAGCCCGAGACAAUCGGUAUGAUCUGGUUGAAGAAGCAACCGAUUCAUCUCAUGCAUAAUCGCACAUACGAGUUCGGGAUUGCAAUUGCGGACCAGUAUCAGGAUAAAGGGUAUGGGUCUGAGGCGAUAUCUUGGAUGUUGGAUUGGUCGUUUUUGACGGCGGGCCUACAUCGCGUGGAGCUGACGGUCUAUGAGUGGAAUGAGAGGGCACAGAGGACGUAUGAAAAACUUGGCUUUGUUAAGGAGGGACGUAGAAGGGAGUGUUUGUGGAGGGAUGGGAGGUGGUGGGAUUGUAUUCAUAUGGGUAUUUUGGCGCAUGAGUGGAAGGCAAAGAAGGAGAAUCUUGCCUAG